ACAAUCCAUCAUAAUCUGUCGUUGAUCAAUUUUUAAGUUAGAACAGUUUCGUUUGUCGUUACUCCUCCGUCUACAGAGCGGGAAAGCAAAACCCCUUUCUGAAAACAUCAUGCAUGGCGCCACUGGUUCACAGCUCUUAACCAUGGAUCGAAAAAUAUCGGCCAAGGCAAGUGAAAGAUUUGGCGCAGCAGGACGAGGUGGUCGGAGUCCUCACCAACACCUUCGAGACCUCAAAUGGUCCUCACAUGCUCUUCUAUGGUCCUCCGGGCACCGGAAAACCCACCACCGCUCUCGCCAUCACCCACCAGCUUUUUGCAUUUGCCUCCUGCCCGCUUAAUUAUUUAUUUGAAAUUCCAAAGAGUGUGUAUUUAUGUGCUUUCAGCUCUUUAAAACUUAUUUUCCCAAAUUGCAUUGUUUUUUUAGGGAUGACAUGAUUCUCGAAAUUCUUCAAAUAGGUAGAGUGAUUGCGAUACUCUUUCGGGUUUACUAGAUUUAGUUGAUACUUGGAUGGACCAUGACCACUCUAGAGAUCAAAGUCUUCAAAAGGGUUGAGUAAUUGUGAUUUCAUUGGGGCAGACUAGAUUUAGCUGGUACUAGGAUGGACUAUGAUCACUCUAGAUGUGGAUUCAUGGUUUUUUAUUUCUUUUCGGGUAGUUAAACUGAAUGAUGAUAUUUGGAAUCGUGAACUAUACGAAUAACAGGACUAUGUUUCACAUUUUUACUUGGAGUUCAAAUUCUGUGUUUGGUUUUAUUUAUUAGCCUUAAUUGGAUUAUUAGUCCCCGUGGUGAUCUGGUAGUUGGAAGAUAACCCCUGUGGUAAAAAAAUUAGGAUGUAGGCUCUUGUGGUGAAGUCUGUUAGAAUUUAGGCCCAAAAUUGAAAAUUUCGUUAACUCUCCAUUAAUUGUUAGCUCAUAAAGGCUCACAUGUAAGACUAAAAAUAUAAAGUUAGCCUCACAUGUAGCCCCACAUGCUAACGAUUAAUGGAGAGUUCCGUUUUAGCCUAAUAUGUGUGGUUCACGUGAUAAUAAUUAAUGGAGAGUUGAUGGAAUUUUCAAUUUUGGGUCUAAAUCCUAACAGAUUUCACCACAGGGGCUAAAAUCCUAGUUUUGUUUUACCACUGGGGCUAUCUUCCAACUACCCUAUCACCAUUGGGACUAAUAAUUGAAUUAGGCCUAUUUAUUAUAAACAUUACUAUGUAAUUUUCAUUGUUUUUAACCACAAUCAUUUUGCGGACCUGAACUCUACAAGUCUAGAGUGUGAGACCUCAAUGCAAGUGAUGAUCGUGGAUCCAUGUUGUUUGGACCAAGAUCAAAGAUUUUGUUGCUGUUGCUGUGGUUGCUAAAUUACUAAUCAACGUCCAGGGGGUUACCCGUGUCCACCAUUUAAGAUCAUUAUCCUUGAUGAGGCCGUUCAUUGCCUAAGAAGUAUUAGGAAUGCCCUUGUCACUUACCUUCUGCUAUGCAGAAUGCCCUAAGACGUACAAUGGAAACUCAAUCCGAAGUCACCCGAUUUUUUUAUAUGCAAUUAUAUCAGCAGGCGCACCUUCCCAACUUUUUUAUUUAUUUAAUUAGGCAAUAUGCAAUUCCUUUUUAUAUGGUUAUUUCACUUAUAUAUUUGGUAAUCCAGUUUCUUCCUUUAUUUUGUAUUUGGGGUGAGGUUGAUAAAAUACAGUUGGUUUGUUUUGGAAGGGUUUAGAAUCCUUGAUCAUUUUCACUCUCGCAUGAACUGCAAGAGUAUCGUGAGACGUCUGAGCGAACAUGAAAUUUUUAGGAACUGUUUCUGUAAAAUAAUAAGAAUUCAUUUCAAUUGUCUUUAGGUUCUGUCAUUAAAUUACAUGAAUGAUGGAGCCACUUGCUUUGAGAUGUGCAAAGUUCAGGUUUAAGCCACUUUCAGAAGAUAUCAUGAUCAGCCGCAUAUUGCAUAUUGUCCAAGAAGAAGGCCUCAACCUGGAUCCAGAGGUUCUGUCAACACUAAGCUCUACCUCACAAGGUGAUCUUCGUCGGGCUCUUACCUUCUUGCAGGUAGUCCCGAAGGAAGUUGUUGGUGCAUUUUUCUCUGCGUGCCAGGGUGAUAACUUUGACUUGGCAAAAAAGGAAGUCAACAAUGUAAUUGCAGAGGGAUAUCCAGUCUCAAAUGCUUUCACAGAUGACAUAUUAGAUGAACAGAAGGCGAGAAUAUGCAAGAAAUUGGGCGAACCAGAUAAGUGUCUUGUCGAUGGCUCUGACGAGUACUUGCAGCUGUUUGACGUGGCCAGCAGUACGAUGCGAGCUGUUUGUAACGUGCAGGAAGAUUUCUUUCAGGAAUGCUGAGCUAGUACUCAGGUUACUUUCAGAACCCAAAUGCAGAUUGAUCUGUAUGCUGUUAGAGAUCUUGCAGAACCAAAGACGUUUAAAUUCCGAAAAAAAAAAAAAAAUCACUAUUUUGUGAGAUAGACGUAGAACAACCACUUGCUAAUAGUUAUUUUCUGUUUAACACGCCAUAGCUAAUUAAUUGGAAUUAGCAGAUUGAUCUGUAUGAUUAUGAUUUCUAAAAGAAACAUGAUUGAGCCU
This is a messenger RNA of Malus domestica (apple), 2549 nucleotides long. RefSeq names its product replication factor C subunit 2-like. Gene Ontology annotation, cellular component: DNA replication factor C complex; nucleus. Lineage: Eukaryota; Viridiplantae; Streptophyta; Magnoliopsida; Rosales; Rosaceae. Gene Ontology annotation, molecular function: DNA binding; DNA clamp loader activity. Gene Ontology annotation, biological process: DNA repair; DNA-templated DNA replication. The record is from RefSeq and is a predicted model, not a curated record.